This is a messenger RNA of Dicrocoelium dendriticum, 853 nucleotides long. The record is from the annotation of a GenBank genome assembly. NCBI's taxonomy places the organism in Eukaryota, Metazoa, Platyhelminthes, Trematoda, Plagiorchiida, Dicrocoeliidae.
GCCAUGCCUUACGCUAACCAACCGAUUGUAACACUUACGAGUUACAACAAUGAGAAUAUCAAGUUUAUCAUCGAAGAGACUGAUUUGAGCGUUGCGAAUGCCAUUCGCCGUGUUUGCAUCGCAGAGGUCCCAACGCUCGCAAUCGACUGGGUGCAAAUUGAGGAGAACAACACUAUGCUAAACGAUGAGUUCAUCGCCCAACGCGUCGGUCUCAUUCCUUUGACAUCAGACAACGUGGUUGAUAAGAUGAGCUACUUCCGUGAGUGUUCCUGUCGCGAAUUUUGUGAACAGUGCUCUGUGGAGCUCACUCUGGACGUGUGUUGUACAACAGACGCACCUACGCAUGUGACAGGUGCCGAUUUGAUUAGCAGCAAUCGGGACGUUCAACCUGUGCCUUCGCGAGAUCCAGAUGAUGCUUCCUAUGUGGGACAGGAAUCCAUUCUUAUCGUAAAAAUGCGAAAGGGACAGCGUCUGAAAUUGCGAGCCAUCGCGAAAAAAGGGUUCGGCAAGGAGCAUGCCAAAUGGAAUUCGACUGCUGGAGUUGCUUUCGAAUACGAUCCGGAUAACGCGUUGCGUCACACGUUUCUGCAAAAACCGGAAGAGUGGCCCCGGUCGGAGUACUCAUCUUUGCCAGAGAAUGAGCAUCAAGCUCCUUAUGAUCCGUUUGGAAAGCCGAACCGCUUCUUCUUCAAUGUGGAAUCCUGUGGCUCUCUUCAACCCAAGAAUAUCGUGUUCUCUGCUCUGGAUGUGUUGAAAAAGAAGUUGCAAAAUUUAUUGGAUAAUCUGACACAGGAAAGUUUUUGAAUCCCCUAUCACCUAUGCGCCUCAUUGUGUACAUACAAUUCCAUCCUUA